AUGGCCUCCCUUCUCUCAAAUUCGUUGCCACCAGGGUGGUCACAAGGAAAAACAAUAUUGUGGUAUCAUGGAUCGGAUUCCUGCAACCAUCCAGGAUUAGACUGGCUUGAACUCGUGUGGAAUUACUUACGCGUGAACUUCGCCACGAACGAUGAGCUCCGCGGGUUCACAGGUCUCCCCUUGAUUCCACAUGACAUGUCACAAGAACCAAUCAGCCUUGCUAGACUUCAACAGCCUUCUAAGAUAGUUUUGAAAAGUCUCUACGAUGAGUCUUUCGAUGAAACGCUGAUUCAGUCCUUGAAAGACCUUGGUCUAGUUAUCAUUCAAGAGUGUCCGUCUUACCUAACCCUUCACCCCGCGGUCAUCAAUGCAUUUAUUUACCCGCCAUCACCACAUGGUGUCUUAAAGGCGCUGUCGGCUUGCUCAUCGGUUGUAGAAUCUAACAAGCAUUCACUGACAGACGAAGGCAAACGCUCCUUAAGGAAGUUCUUUUCAAAAGAAUCGACGCUAGAACCCCAAGCAAAGCAGCUUCUCCGUACCCUUCCAGUGUUUGAGACGCUAAACAAAUCUUUUGUUUCUGCGGAGGAGGAUGUUUGUGCAGCACCACCAGAAGAUUCUUAUCCGGUAGCUCCUCGUAGGGUUCUCAUUGACGUCACACACGAUGACUCAAAGAGGUUGGCACAUCUGCUAGACAUCAGAUGCCUAUCACCAAUAGAAUUUUUUCUUGAAAUUGUAUUUCCAGAUGUCAGAGGAGGAAAUUAUUCUAACGGAGAGAUCGACAGGAUUAUGGGAUUCGUUAUGGAGCGGUUUCAAGUUUAUGCCAGUGAAGAUGCUCGAUUUGAAGAAGUGCUUACAAAUUUGCCAUUUGUACCGAGUGAAAAUAGACGGGAAAGAGCUAUGGACCUGUUCGAUCCCGGGGUUGAGCUGUUGAAACGAAUGCUGGCCGAAGAAGAUGUUUUUCCAGUUGGUGAACAGUAUACGAACCCCACAGCCCUCGUGGUUCUUAAGAAACUUGGUUUGAAGAGUGAAAAGGAAAUUAGUGCAGACGAUCUGUACCGCAGUGCCAGAAAGAUCUCUCAAAUGCCAAAUUUGGAGGAAGCAAAGCGAAAAUCGGCAACUGUAUUGUCAUAUUUAGACAGUUAUUCAACGAAGCUUCAACAAACUGUCUCAGGGGUAACGUUGACACAACUUCUGCGAGACGUUCCAUGGGUAUCCGAAGUGAACGAAAGGCCCUUCGGUGUUCCUGUUAACCUUUACUCAACUGAAGAAACUAGCAAAGCCCACUUUUACAAACCCACGGAAGUGACAAGUGAAGAUAAAGUUAAUCUCAUUGGAACAGUGAAGCCUAUUGUAAGAGUAGAUUCUUCAAGUCAAUUAGCAAAAUGUUUCGGCUGGGAUAAGAUGCCGGAUGCAUUGGACGUGGUGCAACAUCUGAGAACCGUGGUCACUCACUACACCCAGGAUAAAAAGCCAUAUUACAUUUCAGUUGUCAACGACAUCUACUCAUUUCUAGAUCAGACCGCCAAUAUUGAAGUUAUCAAGGAAGCUUUGCAAGGAAUUGAAAACUCGAUCUGGAUUUGGAAUGGAGAUGGUUUUUCUUCUCCUGAUGUUGUCCUUGCCUCAAGGCCUCCAAUUGAUCUUACUCCGUACAUUUGUUCUCUUCCCUCAGAGGUGCUGCAGUUUUCAAACCUUUUUUCGAGGUUCGGAAUGAGAGAGCACUGUGAUGCUCUGCUUUUUGUACAGGUUCUUCAACUAAUAAAACAGAAGUAUGAAUCUGGACACGAGUAUCCAAGCACUGAGGUAAAAAGAGAUCUCCAGUUAUCUACAGACAUUUUGAAUGAGAUUAAGCCAAACGUUGGACAACAACUACCUUCUGAGAUUCAAGAGAAAGUCCUCAUCCCAACACACGUAGAAGGAGAUUCUUACGUAAGGCUUGCACCAAUUAAAGAUUGCAUGUACUGUGACCACGAGUGGCUAGAAGAUGGCAUACCUGUUGAAGAAGAAAAUCAAUGCUUUUUUGUGCAUCAAAACAUCUCAAAUAGUACUGCGGAACUUUUUCAAGUUCGUACUCUUAGAAAUCAAUUAUUGGAAGCUGAUGAGAUAGGAGAUGAGUUUGGUCAAGAAGAAAAACUUACUCGCAGAUUAAACAAAAUUCUCGAGGAAUACACAGAUGGUUUUUCAGUACCAAAGGAAUUAAUCCAGAACGCAGAUGAUGCUGGUGCCACUGAGGUCAGAUUUCUUUACGAUCAAAGAACCAACGAAGAUGCUAUGACCUGUCUGAUUGACGAGGGAAUGAAAGAAUGUCAAGGUCCUGCCUUGUGGGUUUACAACAACGCUGAGUUUAGGGAUGACGAUUUUGAAAAUAUUACUAAACUCAACGGUGGUACAAAAAGACAAGAAACCGAGAAGAUUGGAAAGUUUGGGCUUGGUUUUAAUACGGUCUAUAAUCUGACGGACGUUCCUAUGUUCCUAAGCAGAAACUACUUUGUGAUUUUUGAUCCCAACACCUUUUAUCUUGGAAAAGCCAUCACAAACAAGAGGAAACCAGGAAUAAAAAUCGACGUCAACAAGAAUCCGGAGAGAAAACGAAGGCUUAGGAACCAAUUUAAACCUUUCAAUGGCAUCUUUGGGUGUGAUCUUCUUCUGAACAAAAACGACAACUCAUUUCAAGGUACUCUCUUUCGCUUCCCAUUGAGAACUAAGAGGCAAGCUGUCAGAAGUGAAAUUAAGCAAGAUUAUUACGGCCACAACCAAAUGAGGGAGCUAUUAGAGAUUUUCGUACGCGGGGCGAAAACGUUGCUCUUGUUUACGCAAAAUGUCCGUCAAGUCAGCAUAUUUCAUUUGCCAAGAGACUCAACAGAGCUGACACAACCCAAACUGAUGUUUCAGGUAACCAAGGCAUUAUCACACUCAGGAAUCAUGAGAGAGUUGUCUGUUCCCAUGAAGCUGCCAUUACAUCAGAGCAAUGUUAGCACAGACGACUUACACCUUUUAAAACAAUGUAACUUUCUACGAGCAUCAUCGCAAGUUUUAAAGCAUAAUGAGGAUAUGAAGGAAACCAAUGACUAUUUGCUGAGGUCGGCGAUCACAAUUAACAUAAAAGCCACCCUAACUGAAUGCGGACGCUUGUUCUUUGAGGACAAAAUCUCACUGCAUAAUUCAUCCGAGGUUUGGUUUGUUGCCUCGUCGAUGGGCAAAGGCCAAGCGAUGCAGUUUUCAAUGAAUGACAGGAGCUUGCUCCCAGCAGCUGCAGUAGCGGUCAAGUUGUUACCUCAGGAGAGUGAGAAGUUUGUACCAGAACCUGUUGUCAGUCACGCCGCUGGAGGUAAAUUGCAUCAUAACGGUUCAGUGUUCUGCUACCUUCCACUCCCAAUUCACAGUGGUCUCCCUGUGCAUAUAAAUGGAACAUUUGCAGUAGCUUCGAACAGACGCCAUUUGAAGCAGAAAACAGAGGACGACAAAGCCUGCGCUGAAGUUGAGUGGAAUAAUGUUCUGCUUAAAGAUUCUGUCUGUUCCGCCUACCUGGACCUUCUGGAAGACAUAAAAAGUACUGCUACUACGUACUGUUUUCACUCUCUGUGGCCCAGGGCGUGCGACAUAGAACCAUAUUUUGAACCACUUGCGCGUUCCUUCUAUCAGAAAGUUGCUAGUGGAGGCUAUUCCCUUUUCUCAGAUGGAGACACUUGGGUGGGCAUCAAUCAAGUUGUCUUUCUGGAGCCAUACUUUCGUCGUGAUCAACGGGUUGGAGACAUAUCAGUUGCAGUAUUACAAAAGAUGGUCACUGAACAAGAAGUUGUCGUUGAUCUCCCAGCAGAAAUUGUACAGUCAUUCAUUGACUAUGGUCUUGGGGAGAAAAUCCAGUUGAAAGCCUAUGACAGAAGUAGGUUUUUCCGUGAACUGUUUUUCCCAAACAUUGGCUCCGUACCGGCAGACAAACGAGAUGAAUUGAUCUUAUUUGCAUUGGAUGAUUCAAAUGGAGAAUUCGAUGAAUUAAUAAAAUCCUAUGCUUGCAUUCCGGCUUCACCCAAUGGUAAAAUCCUUAAACGCCCAAUGGACCUUGUUCACCCAAACAAAUCAACAGCCUCGCUAUUUCAUAGCGAAGAUGAGAGGUUUCCGUUUGGAACUAUUGAGACCUUCUUAGAUUCUGUAAGACUUGCUAAACUUGAACAACUUGGUAUGAAGACUGAAAAGGGAAUCACUGCAGAUGAUCUCUACCACAGUGCCAACAAUAUUCCUCGAAUGGUAAAGUCUUCGGAAGCAAAGCAGAAAUCAGAGAAUAUUAUGACGUUCUUAGACAGCAAUCCGAUGAUUCUUCAACAAAAUGUUUCAGGGGAACCGUUAGCACUACUUCUGCGAGAUAUCCCUUGGAUAUCUGUAAUGGAGGAAACGCCCUUUUGUUUACCUAAAAGUCUUUAUUCACUUGUACAAGAUCGUGAAGUCCCGUUCUACAAGCCCACAGAGGUCACAAGUAAAGAUAAAGUUAAUCUCGUUGGAACAGUGAAGCCCAUUGUAAGAGUAGAUUCAUCGAGUCACUUAGCAAAAUGUUUCGGCUGGGAUAAGAUGCCAGAUGCAUUGGACGUGGUGCAACAUUUGAAAACCGUGGUCAGUCACUAUACCCCGGACGAGAAGCAAUAUUACAUUUCAAUUGUCAAGGACAUCUACUCAUUUCUAGAUCAGGCUGCCGAUCCUGAAGCCAUCGAAGGUGCUUUGGAGGGAAUUAAAAACUCGAACUGGAUUUGGAAUGGGGAUGGUUUUUCGUCUCCCGAUGCUGUUCUUGCUGAAAGGCCUCCAAUUGAUCUCACUCCGUUCAUCUGUUCACUCCCCUCAGAGGUGGUGCAGUUCUCAAACUUGUUCUCAAAGUUUGGCAUGAGUAGCCACUGCGAUGCGCUAUUUUUGGUGCAGAUUCUUCAUGUCAUCAAAAAGAAGUAUGAAUCCGGACUGAGGUAUCCAACCUCGGACGUAAAAAGAGAUCUGCAGUUAUGCGCAGAUAUCUUGAAUGAGAUCAAGCCAGACGUUGGUAAACAACUAGCCUUAGAGAUUCAAGAGAAAGUCCUCAUCCCAACACACGUAGAAGGAGAUUCUUACGUAAGGCUUGCACCAGUUAAAGAUUGCAUGUACUGUGACCACGAGUGGCUAGAAGAUAGCACGCCUGUUGAUGAAGAAAGAUAUUUUUUCGUGCAUCCAAACAUUCCAAAUAGCACAGCCGAGCUUUUACAGGUUCGCACACUUAGAAAUCAACUGCUGGAAGCUGAUGAGAUAGGAGAUGAAUUUGGUCAGGAAGAAAAACUAACUUGCAGAUUAAACAGACUUCUAGAGGAAUACACAGAUGGUUUUUCAGUACCAAAGGAGUUAAUUCAGAACGCAGAUGAUGCUGGUGCCACUGAGGUCAGAUUUCUUUACGACGAAAGAGCCAACGAAGAUGCUAUGACCUGUCUGAUUGACGAGGGAAUGAAAGAAUGUCAAGGUCCUGCCUUGUGGGUUUACAACGACGCUGAGUUUAAAGACGAGGAUUUUCGAAACAUUACCAAACUCAAUGGCAGCUCAAAAGAACAAGAAAACGAAAAAAUUGGAAAGUUUGGGCUUGGUUUUAAUACGGUCUACAAUUUGACAGACGUCCCUAUGUUCCUAAGCAGAAACUACUUUGUGAUUUUUGAUCCCAACACCUUUUAUCUUGGAAAAGCCAUCAAAAACAAGAGGAAACCAGGAAUAAAAAUCGACGUCAACAAGAACCCGGAGAGAAAGCGACGGUUUCGGAACCAAUUUAAACCUUUUAAUGGUAUCUUUGGUUGCGAUCUUCGAAUGAACAAAGCUGAGAACUCCUUCCCAGGAACCCUUUUUCGAUUUCCUUUGAGAACCAAAGCACAAGCCGUAAGAAGUGAAAUUAAACAAGUCCAUUACGACAACAACCAAAUGAAAGAGCUGUUAGAGAUAUUUGUACGCGGGGCGAAAAAGUUGCUUUUAUUCACGCAAAAUGUCCGUCGAGUCAGCAUUUUUCAUCUUCUUGGAGAGUCUUCGGAAGCGAUGCAGCCUACACUUAUGUUUCAGGUGACGAAGUCACUAUCACAAACGGGCAUCUGUAGGGAAUUGUCCUUUCCCUUAACACUUCCAUCACAUCUUGGAAAUCUUUCCAAAGACGAACAGUACCUCUUAAAACAAAGCAACUUUCUACGAGCUUCAUCGGAAGUGGCGAAGCAUGCUGGGGAUUGCAAGGCAACCAGAAAUUAUUUGUUAAGGUCAGCGUUUACUUUUAACAUUACAAGCAACGUUACCGAAUGCGGACGCUGUUUCUUUGAGGAUAAGAGCCCACUAGAAAGUAUAGCCGAGGUCUGGUUUAUUGCUUCGUCAAUGGGCAAAGGCCAAGCGAUGCAAUAUUCGCUAAAUGACAGGAGCCUGCUCCCAGCAGCUGCAGUAGCUGUUCAGUUGAUAACCCAGGAGAAUGAGAAGUUCGCACCAAAACCUGUUGUCCGCCAUGCCACUGGAGGCAAAUCACAUCACAACGGAACAGUUUUCUGCUACCUUCCACUUCCAAUACACAGUGGUCUCCCUGUGCAUAUAAAUGGAGCAUUCGCAGUAGCUUCGAACAGACGCGACUUGAAGCAGAAAACAGAGGAUGACAAAGCCUGUGUUGGAGUAGAGUGGAACGACGUUUUAUUUACAGAUUCUGUUUGUGAAGCUUAUCUAGACCUCCUUGAAGACAUGAAGUCAAGAGCUACUAUGUACCCUUUUCACACACUGUGGCCCAGGGAGUGCGACAUGGAGCCACGCUGUGAACCACUCGUGCGCUCAUUCUAUCGGCAAGUUGCCACUGGAGGUUAUUCCCUCUUUUCAGAUGGAAACAGAUGGGUUGACAUUAGUCAAGUGGUCUGUCUAGAUCCAUACUUUCGUCAGGAUAAAGAUGUUGGAGGCAUAUCAUAUACUGUAUUACAGAUGUUAGUCAGCAAAGACAAGGUUGUCAUUGAUCUCCCUGUGGAUAUUUUCCAAUCAUUUGCUAAGUAUGGUCUAGAGGAACACAUCCGGUUGAAAACCUACGAUAAGGGCAGAUUUCUUCGUGAGCUGUUUUUCCCAAACAUCCUGUCCAUACCACAAGACAUGCGAGAUAAAUUGGUCUUGAACGCUUUGGAUGAUACCAAAGGACAAUUUGAUGAACUUAUUGCAACUCAUGCUUGCAUUCCAGCUUCACCUGGUGGUAAAACGCUUAAGUGCCCCGCCGAACUUAUACACCCGAAAAAAGCAACGGCCUCGCUAUUUCAGAUUGAAGAUGAAAAGUUUCCCUUUGGCACUGAUGACACAUUUCUAGAUUGCGUAAGACUUACCAAACUCGAGCAACUUGGAAUGGUAGCAGAUGACCCCCCUUGGGGUAUGUUUGAAGAAAGGGCAAAAAGUGUCGGCAUUUUGAAUGAAGAAAGCAGUAAAGGGGCCUUAGAGCGUGCAAAGGCAUUAAUAAGUCUUCUAGAAAGAAAGCUAUACCCUGGAGCUGAAAGCAACGUCCCCGAGGGUGUCCAAGAGAAUCUUUUGCAAAUCAAAUUUCUUCCAGUUUUCACGAAACCAGAACAUUUUCCCCUUUUUUGGAAAGGAGGCGAUCUACGUCCCGAGAAAAGAGCAAAAUUGUUGUCACCCGAGGAGGCAUUUGUUGAAAGCGCGAUGUAUCUUGUUUGCUGUUCUGAGCCGCUUGUAGAUGGUAACAUCUAUAUUUCUUUAUCUGUUAAAAAGUUCUUGCAGCUGGACAAAAAAGCCACAAUUAAGCAUAUUAUCGCCCAACUUGAUAUGGCUUCGUGUGUAAACGACGAUCUGAAUUCAGUGCAAUUUGAACAAGUGAAGACCACCUUUGUAGAAGCUUACAAGUACCUUCAGGCAGCCUUGAAUGAGAAUCAAAUCGACGAAAAUGAAGUGCGAGGAAUAUUUGAAGGAAAAAAAUUCAUUCUAGCCGGAAGAGAGUUUGUUGAUACAAGGCAUGUCGCUUUUGAAUUGCCCGUUGACUGUUGCCCUUACCUACAUAAGCUGCCUGAGGAUCUUGCGAAACAGUUUGGCAAUUUGAUGAGAAGCGUUGGUGUAAAACAGGUAUAUGAGGCCGGCGAUUUCCUCUCUUCCUUGGAACAAAUAAAAAGGGCCUUUGGGGACGCAGUACUUGAAAAGAAAAUUCUCCAAGCUGCCGUUCAUCUGGCUUGUCAACUGGGUAAGUGCCUCACAGAUUGUUGUGUAUCUGAUGGAAAGCAACAAACAAUUUAUUUACCUGACUCCCAAGGCAUAAUGAGACCUGUGAGUAAGCUGUGCAUUAAAGACUGCCACUGGAUUUCUGAUGAAAAAGAUGUUUACUAUGCAGAGAGCAUGAUUCCUCACCAAAUAUGCCUUAAGUUGGGGGUAAAAACACGCCGAGCAGAAGCAUUAAGCCGCUUUGCGGUUGGAAUUCCGUUUGGACAAAAGGAAAAGCUGACAAACCGUUUACGGCGACUUCUUCAAGCCUACCCAUGUGAAAAAGAAAUUUUGAAAGAACUUCUUCAGAAUGCUGAUGAUGCAGAGGCAACAGAGAUUUGUUUUAUUAAAGACCCAAGACAACAUCCAGUUGAACGUGUUUUUGAAGAGUCAUGGAAACCACUUCAGGGUCCUGCAUUAUGCGUGUACAAUAACAAGCCAUUCACUGAAGUGGAUAUUAAAGGAAUACAGAAUCUUGGAGAGGGAAGCAAAGGCGAUGACCCUAACAAAACUGGCCAGUACGGUGUGGGUUUCAACGCUGUAUACCAUUUGACAGAUGCACCUUCAUUUGCCUCAUGUGGCGACGAAAUUGGGGACGUUUUAUGUGUUUUCGAUCCAAAUUGCAAGUACGUGCCAGGAGCUACCAAGUGGGAACCGGGCAGAAUGUUCAGCGAAACAACAAAGUUGAAAGGUGAUUUUGUAGAUGUUUUUUCUUGCUAUAACGAGGAUCAUUUUUCCUUGCGAAACGCUACUAUGUUUCGAUUUCCAUUACGAACUGAGGAGAUGGCAAAAGAUUCCGAGAUAUCUAAUUCUCCUGUUACACUGGAAACGCUACAAGGGAUGAUGGAGUCAUUGAAAACAGAGCUGUUUGAAGUCCUUCUGUUCGUUAACAGUGUCAAAAAGAUUACAAUGUGUGACAUCGACGAGAGUGGGCAAGUGGUGAACUCCUAUGUAGUCAGAGCGGAAAUGUCAGAAGAAGACUCAUUGGAAAGGCAGACUUUUGCCUCCUACGUGAAACAAAUUGGAAGGUCAUUUAAGCAAAAUCCUGAAAAGUCACCCAUUCAAGCGGAGGUUAGGAAAUGUUCCUACAUUCUGACCUUAAAAGACAGCAUGGAGAACGAAGAAAAAUGGCUAAUUGUCCAGCAGAUUGGGUUUGAGAACCACGUGACAGAAAGCAUUAUCGAUGCCUACAAGAAUAACGACUUAGGGAUGCUUCCUCGUGGUGGUGUUGCUUGCCUUUUAGAGCGUAAGCCAGCUUUAGCACAAAGGACAGAAGAAAAGAAGAAAGCGUACUGUUUUCUUCCGCUUCCUGUAGAAACAGACCUCCCAUUGCACAUCAAUGGUCAUUUCGCAUUGGAUCACGAGGCACGACGAAGCUUAGACUCAACUGGUGGCUAUAAAACUGACUGGAACAACUUCUUAUUGAGCGACGUCAUAGCCUCGUGCUAUCUCACUCUUCUGGACAAAGUAAGACGUUUCUUUAAUUUGCCCGUUUCUCAGAGUCCCGAAGAAGUUAGCGUCAGCUUUUGCAGAGACGAAUUGACAAAAAAUAUAAAAAAGUACGAAAAGCUGUUUCCGUGUGCGAUCUCAAGCAACCAGUAUUGGGCCACUUUGGUAAAGUCUGUGUACCAGGGAAUGAACUACAAGAGGUUGCGACUUGCUCCAGUGUUGCGCGGGUACGCGACAAGUGGCGCUACUUCCAAUUGUCAGCUCUUGUGGCUUCCUCUAACUGGAAAUGGGGCAGAUAAAGUAUUCUUCAACAAUCUCGGUGAUUGCGAUUGUUUUCGUCAUGAAUCAAAAGAACGUUUAAAUGAACACGAGAAGAAAUCAAAGAUCGAUGAGAAAACCCGCUUUGAAAACAUUUUACUUCAAACUGGGUUUAACCUUGCAGCAUUUUCUCUGUCCAUUUGUGACGCGGCACAUAAGUCUGGAGUCCAAUCAUGCUUUGUCUCUCCUUCGGCGGUGAUGGACUUUUACAAAUCUUUCAGUGGAGAAAUUCCUCUUUGCAGAAUUGGAUCACUCUUUGUUGAUGUCAGCUAUACACCUUUCAAAGACGUGCAAACUGUUGUCACAGUGCUUAAAUACUGCAAGGAAAGUGAAAGCUUUCUAGGAAAUUUGCCAGGCCUGCCUUUACUCGUAACGCAAGACAACCAUUUACAACCAUUUAACGCUGCUAAUCGCAAGUUUCUUUCUCGCCAUCACCACCUUCUUCCACAGUGCAAAGAAAUGUUUGUUCAUGAUCAUAUUAGGACGCAUAUCUUUGGUGAUGCCAAGAGUCUGGAGGUCUCAGUGUUCAAACAUUUUGAUGUCCAGAGUUUUGCGGCUAAUUUGCAUCAAGCACUUCGUCAAGAUAAUUUGAACAGUAGCCAGUUCUUAAAAUGGAACCCAGAUCAGGUUGCAGAGCCCAAUGGUGGCUGGGUUUACCGUGUAUGGAAGUUCCUGGACGAACAAGUAGAGAGUGUCCUCAGAGAAGAAAGAAAGAGAGAAACGGAGACGGCGAACCGCACUCAGGCAACUCCUACACCAACCAUUCAAGUGAAGGAGACGCGAAUCACUCGAACAGUGCUUGAACCUCUGAGCAAUUGCAGCAUCCUCCCUUGCACAGAAACGAUCCCUUUGCCAAAACCAAGUCAAGGUAACGCCUCUGGAGUAGUAGCGGAGCACUAUUUAGUACCUUUAAGCCUGGCUGAUUCUGUCCUUGAUUUCACCUCCUGUGAUACUACAAGUAAACGUCUUGUUGAGGCAUUAAGAAAGCUCAGUGUUCCUGAAUUGAACACUGUUGUUUUGUCGUCAACAGUUUCUUCUGCGUACACGUCUUUAAGCUCCUGUAGACUGGCACAUCAGUUAGUUGCAACGAUUAAUUCACCCAAACUUCUUCUGUUAGCACUAUGUCAGAAGAUAGCUCGAAACACGAGCUCACUUCACGGGAAGUUAAGCAGUAUCGAAUGUCGUACCAUUUUGGAGCAUUUCAGCAACAGCGUGAAAGACCUGGACGAAGGUGACAUACUAGCGUUAAGAAAACUUCCCCUUUAUGAAGCAACGCAUGGGGGACAAGUGAGCCUAGAUAACAAAAGCGUCUGUGUGGUUCCUGUUGAAGUACCUCAUGACGGAAUGGAAGUUUUGGAAAGUGUGGGUGAUUUCAUCUUUCUGAAAAGCUGGUCGCGUCUUUCGGCGCUUUAUGAAUUUAUGAAGUUUGAAUCUGUUUCAUCGAUUGAUAUCUAUUGCAAAUUCAUUUUGAAAUAUUUUAGUCUAUUUCCCGGUAAAGCAAGGCUAGUUCAUCUUAAGCACAUCCGUGACGGUAUGUUGACACAAACAUUUGCUAAGGAGUUUGACAAGCAGCGACUAUUGUCUUGCCUGGAAAACGCUGAAAUCAUUCCUUCUAGCAGAGGCAACCUAGUAAAGGCAUCGUCGUUUUAUGACCCCGAACAUGAAGUGUUCAAAUGCAUGCUUUCAGAUGACAUGUUUCCACCAGAGCCUUUUAACGCCAGGGAAUGGUUGCCGUUUUUAAAGACUAUUGGAUUGAUUCACGAAGUUUCUCAAGAUCUCUUCAAGACGUUUGCUCUGAAAAUCGCACACGAAGGCAAUACACAACCCACUAAGGAAACUGAGGAUAAAUCAAAAGUUCUCGUUGUACACCUGUUAAGAAGAAAUAAAGUUGUAGACGAAGGCCUGCUUCAAGCUAUUCGUGAUAUUCGGUUUGUCCCUUCAGCGCCUGUCAAGCAAAACCUCCAAGCAAUACAUCGACCGUAUUGUAAACGAGAUGACGGUAAGGCAACGUAUAUUUCCUUUAGAGGUUCUGUACUAGCAAAGCAUGCAGAAAUAGUUUGGACAACAGCUGGUCUUCUUCCUCAGUGGGCAAAUCCGAAGGAAUAUCAGUAUCUGAUGCAUGCACCUGACUGGAGGAAUUCAGAACAUUACUGCAACGCGAUAACGGCACAGCUAGGCAUUUUAGCGGAGCCAACAGUUGAGCUUGUUACAUCCCAUUGCCAAAAUGUGUCGUUCCAACUAGAAAAAGAAAACGACUUAGAUUUAACUGACGAGCAGAUUAUGAGAAGAAUGAAAAUCAUGUUAAAGAUCUACAGAUUUUUGGAAGUUAAGGCUACCUCAGAUUCUUUCGCGAGAGACCAACUGAAGCACACGCCGUGCAUUGUAGUUGAAGAAGGCAGACGUCUCGUUAGAGUUGAACAAGUGGUCAUUGAAUUGAACAGGGAAUUUGAGAUUCAGCCAUUCCUCUAUGGGUUACCUGCGGAGCUAGUUCAGCGUAAGGGCUUGUUUCAGUAUUUGGGCUGUGCCUCUGUAGCAAAGGUCUCUCAUUUCGCUAUGGUCUUAGAUAUGCUUCAAGAGAAAUGCAGGGCCAAACCUCUAGAUCCAAAUGAGAAAAUCUGCGCUUUAACAGCUGAAAGAGGCAUUUUUGAAACAUUACAAGAUCCCGUGGAUGGUGAUCACAGUUUCUCCUCACUUAACCUGCCAGCUACACGUCCAUUAAUUAAAAAAGAUGAGGGACCUUCUCUGCCUGUCCUGUUGCCGAAAUCAAAUGAGAUUCUAUUUGAUGAUGCCCCUUUUUACCAUGAACGCAUUAAAAAGUUUGAACAGCUCUUCCUGGUUGACCUUUCAUGGGCCAAUGUCCGUUGUAAAAAGGGCUUCAAUUACAAGGAUCUUAUCAUGCUGCUUCCCCCAGCAGUGCGUCCUGGAAUGUUGUCCUCUGCUGUCAUUGAGAAAUUCACUGAUUCCUCUGAAAGGGGCGAGAGCUUUGAUCUUGGUGCAGCGGGUUUGCUAAAAAGGUCAGUUCACUCACCACAAUUCUGUCGUGGUAUCAUCAGACUUAUUCGUCACACAAGCCGCGAGAACCAGGAAAAGGUAGAUGAGAGUGUCGUUGCUACCAUAAAAAACAGAUUGCAAACUAUCGAGAUUCAUGGAAUGAGUAAAAUUGUUACUCAGCUACUCUACAAAGGAACCACUAUUCCAGGAAGCGAGAUGGAAAGGCAAUACUUUUUGGAAAAGGUUAGCAAGUCCAGUGAAGAAAUUUGGAAUGUAUAUGUCAAUGCUGUAGACGACGCACAAAAAACGUCAUCUGCAAUAGCUCUGACUUUGGCCAAGGUGAUAUCAGAAGCAUGUAAGGGACUCCUGAGAGACGCGGCUCUGUACAUUCCCACGAUGUUGCAAAGCCAACCAGAAGAGAUUUCCUCUUUUCUGGAUAUGAUGAAGAUACAUCAAGAUGAUUCCUAUGAUGGAGAGAAAGGACAGAUCUUACCACAGCCAGGUAGUUACAUUCCAAUUGCCGAACAACACCUUCUCAAUGCAUCCUUUUCGUAUUUCAAACCUGGUGAAUAUGUUGGAUACGAAGUUGACGAUCCAAGUCUACAACUUAAAGAUGGAGAUGCAACUUACAUUUAUGCUGUUAUAAUCGAGGAAGUUUCAAAUCCCAACACCAGUCUCAUUACAAAGUCGUACAAGAUCAACAUUGGAAACGACAAACCACCGAAGAUUGUUCCAGCAACUGAGCUCUACAAAUUUUACCGUCUUCAGGAGAUAGCAUCGGCUGCACUCGUUCCAUCAUUUAAUCAAGGGACAAACAUGGAUAGAAAACAUGAAAUAUUGAAAGAGAUCACAAAAACACUAGAAGAGGCUUGGAGACUACCAGAAGACAGAAGAAGACAAGUUGUCAAGCGACUAUUUUUCUUUUGGCACCCUGACAAAAACCCAGGAAAUGAGGAAUUCUGUACCGAGGUUUUCCAGCACAUAAAGAACGAAAUUGAACGUUUGGAGAGGGAAGGCUGGGGUAGAAGUGAACGCGAAAGAAGCGAGAGUUACCAUUACGGUGGUUCAUAUGGUGCUUUCUUUGGUUUUUGGGAGACACGUGCAAGAGAGUAUAGUUCUCGCCGCCGAGACUACCAAGAAACAUACCAUCGACAUUAUGGGACAUGGGGACACGGAACGCGAACCUGGGAAGUUCCUCCUAGCUUCUGUGAAACGAAUCCUCAACCAGGACAGGCGAGGCGCUGGUUUAGACAAGCUGAAGCUGACCUCAACGCCGUUGUGAACGACGUUCAUACUGGUAAUGCUUCUUACGAAUGGGCCUGCUUUAAGUGCCAUCAGGUAUGAAUUGAAGUAUUUACUCUUUGGCGUACAGGUGAUUUUAUUAGCAAUAAAAGUCUGUUUCUUUCAUUUUUCCCCUGUCAAUGUUAGCGUGGAAGGCUGAUUGUUAUGUGUUUAUAGGCCGCAGAAAAAGCGCUAAAGGCUGCACAGUACGCGACAGAUGCCUUUAAGACCAAAGUUCAUAACCUCGUCCAGAACUCCUUGAUGCUAGACGACUCUCGACUGGUAACUGUUUCAAGUCAGCUUGAGGAAUGUGUAGGUGAUUCAACGCGCAUGCGCUACCCUGAUCGGCUGGACUAUCCAAAAAUUCCAAACGAUGUUUACACAGAAGAAGACGCCCAUCAGGCAUUGGAGGCAGCGACGGAGAUUCUACAAAUUGUUAGGAGCAGAGUGUCGUAAGGUAAUCGUCAGUUAACCAAGCUAAUGUUUAAAGUAAUCACUGAGCUGCUGAAAACAACAAAUAUCACAUUUUGUGAAAACGUUACAUAUGAACUAGUUUAGUAGCAUAAGCUAUUUCUUUUAAGAAGGGUUUUAGAGCUUUUUAGCUGUUGUUCCUAAACGGAGUAGGGACUUCCAAGACUUAAACAUCUGUUGAAUGACUCUCACAAUCCACCAGGUAUAUCAUGGACACUGAUUUGCGCAUAAGAAAAUAAAUCCUCUUUGUUUGUUUUACAUCAGGAUUGAUUUCGUCCAACAUUGUCCUUACAACGGAGACGAUCAGCAGAAGCAAGCUUUUCAAGAUGCGUUACAGACGUCUUGCAGGAAAAGAGCCAUAACAAGAUGUCAAUCUAUACGCUUUUUACGUAAACAUUUUAGUAACAGCUAAGGUUAAUUAGACAUUAGAUGGGAGAUGUUACGCAUUGGUCCUUGGAGCAAUAUCUUGCGUAUAGUGAUUAGUUGAUAUCAUGACGAUGGGACACUGAAAAUAGCCACUAACCUUUCAUUGCGUAUAACCCAAAUGAAGCUGUUUUCACACUCCUUUUAUCCCGAGAAGGGUUUAUUUGUAGUUUAUUGU
Messenger RNA from Porites evermanni, 15301 nucleotides. The record is from the annotation of a GenBank genome assembly. Lineage: Eukaryota; Metazoa; Cnidaria; Anthozoa; Scleractinia; Poritidae.